Messenger RNA from Lolium perenne, 684 nucleotides. RefSeq names its product copper transporter 3-like. Gene Ontology annotation, molecular function: copper ion transmembrane transporter activity. Gene Ontology annotation, cellular component: plasma membrane. Gene Ontology annotation, biological process: copper ion transmembrane transport. The record is from RefSeq and is a predicted model, not a curated record. Lineage: Eukaryota; Viridiplantae; Streptophyta; Magnoliopsida; Poales; Poaceae.
CCAGAUGCAACAUCGAAACCUCCCACACGAAUCAGCGGCGGCUAGCGAUGGACAUGGGAGGGCACGGCAUGGGCAUGGGCCCGGCGGCGGCGCCCGUAGUCAGGCGGAAGCACUACAUGCACAUGACCUUCUACUGGGGCACGCAGUCGGAGAUCCUCUUCGACGGCUGGCCCGGCGCGCGCGGCGGCAUGUACGUGCUCGCCCUCGCCGCCGUCUUCGCCCUGGCCGUCCUCGUCGAGUUCCUCGGCUCCUUCCUCUCCAAGCGCGGCCGAGGCGUGGCGGCCGGGGCGGCGGCGCACGCGUUGCGCGUGGGGCUGGCCUACGUGCUCAUGCUCGCGCUCAUGUCGUUCAACGUCGGCGUGCUCCUCGCGGCCGUCGCCGGGCACGCGGCGGGGUUCCUGCUGUUCCGGGGCGGCCUGUGCGGCCGGCGGGCGCAGGUGGAGGACGGGGCCAAGGACUACCACGCGGCGACGGCGGCAUGCUAGGUCUUCGUCGAUCUAUCUUUACCGGCAAGCAGGUUUGGAAAGGUUGUUGGCGUGAUGUGAUCCCUGGACGUCCUUCCGUUGGCACGGUGCGUGCAAAUUUCGUGUUGGACGUCCCGUUUGUUAACUGUAGCGCGUCUCAUCUGGCUGCCAGAUUGUAUGGUAAUUAAUUGAUGGUGUACACUGUCGGUCUGUAAAUGCA